UGUUCAACAGAGCCAACAUUAAUAGAAACCCCCCAAUAUGUAAAUCAAUUAAAAGCUUUUGCGAGAGGAGUAGCUAUAAGAGGUAUUGGAAAUGAAACAACUUUAAGGUUGCGUUGUAGUCUUAAAUUUUGUGAUAGAUUAAUGGGGGAAUGUGAAGAAAUUUUGCCACCAAAAUGUGGAAAAGAGGAUUUUGAAGUAACAACAACUACUCAAAUAAAUAGUACAAAAGAAGAAGGAGAAGAAAAUAAAAAUAAUAACGAGAAUAAUAAUACUGUAAUUAAUAAAAGGAGAAGAAGAAAACAGGUAAAAUAGUAAAUAUGUACUAGGAACAAUAAAAUAGAGCCAAGUACGAGUACGAGCAAAUUUAAAAAUUCCAAACACUGGCCCAGAACUCGGAAGCGGAAAAAUUAUUUCAUA
This is a messenger RNA of Meloidogyne enterolobii, 417 nucleotides long. Lineage: Eukaryota; Metazoa; Nematoda; Chromadorea; Rhabditida; Meloidogynidae. The record is from the annotation of a GenBank genome assembly.